Molecule: messenger RNA, 1698 nt
Organism: Eimeria acervulina
Lineage: Eukaryota; Apicomplexa; Conoidasida; Eucoccidiorida; Eimeriidae
Product: sec1 family domain-containing protein, putative
Exons: 14
Coding region: 1-1698 (565 amino acids)
Biological process (GO): endoplasmic reticulum to Golgi vesicle-mediated transport; intracellular protein transport
Cellular component (GO): cytosol; Golgi membrane
Molecular function (GO): syntaxin binding
Source: RefSeq, a predicted model, not a curated record
AUGGCGUUUGACUUAGAGCAGCGGCAGACAGCAGCUCUGCAAGAAAUGCUGCAAUUAAAGAGGCCUCAGCUGUCUCUUUUUGGGGCUCGCGGAGCUGCAGAUACACCUGGAAGUACGAGAUCUCAACAUACACCUAAAAGCCCUUGGAAGGUGCUUAUCUUUGAUGAUGUCGCCAAGGAUAUACUUGCCCCUCUUAUGACAGGCGCUGUGGGGUCUGUGGUGUCUGUGGUGGAGCGACACGUAAAUUUUAUUUGUCUGUCUCCUUUUGAGUUUUCUUUGCGUCUCCCUUCGCUCUUCUCUUCUAUUUAUGCUGCUGCAGCAGAUGCAGAAGUUACUGCAGCAAUAAAUGCAGCAGCAAAUGGUCUCCUCAGCGUUAUUGCCACCCUCGGCGUUCUACCUGUUAUUAACUGCCCGUCUUCUGUCUCCUCUCCCGCUCGCAGUGUCGCGCUGAGGCUACAGGAGCUGCUGGAGGCCCUACCCCCCAAGGCGUUCGCUGAGAUGUUUGGCUCUGCUGCAACUUCCUUGUCUAAGCCCCUCUUAAUCCUUAUUGACAGAGACUUCGAUUUGCUGACGAUGCUGCAGCACACAUGGCUCUACGGGGCAUUGAUACACGACCUGUUGCAAUUAAGGUUAAAUAGAGUCACUGUAGUGACACCUGGUGAAGGCGGCAAACCCUCAACAACGAAGACCUUCGAUCUUGAGAAGAGGGACGUCUUCUGGCGCGAACACGCUUUCUCUCCUUUCCCCGUUGCUGCUGCUGCUGUCAGUCAAAUGCUGACAGAGUACAAUGCUGAGCUCGCGAAGGUGGGGCAGAGGCCUCCUGACGCCUUCGCCCAACCCGAGGGGGACUUAUCUGCUGAUAUUCUAAAGGCAGUUGACGUGCUGCCUGACUUAGCAGAUAAGAAGAGGUCUUUAGACGCGCACACAACCAUAGCGACUGCUCUUGUCUCUGCAAUUAAAGACAGAGGCCUCGAUCGAUACUUUGAGAUUGAACAGAGUCUCCCUCAGGAUAGAGAGACGGUAGUAACAAGUGCUGUGCAGCAGUGUCUGUCUCCUGACUCUGCGGGUCUUGUUGAAGACAAGCUGCGUCUCCUCGCUUGUCUUUAUCUUUCUAGGCCUUCAUAUCCUAAGCCUCUCUUUCAGUCUCUUGUCUCUCAGUUAGAGCAGCAAGGGGCAGAUGUCUCUGCUAUUCAUUUUCUUUCCCGAUUUAGCGCGUUUCGUUCGAUUGACUUGGGGCAGCAAAACCCUGUCUCCUCAGGUGUCUCCUCAGGUGUCUCUUCAGGUGUCUCCUCAGCUUCAACAGCAUUAGAAGGCAUUGGCACGAAGUUCUUAGACAAGGGCAGAGGGCUGCUGCAGGGCGUGAAGAACCUGUUGGUGCGCAAGUCUUCGCCUAUAACGCAGCUGCUGGAGAGACUGUUGGAGGGUCAAGAGGAGACAGGGAGACAGUUUAUACACCUGCGAAGGGGACAGCAGUCUUCAGGGGCCUCGAGCACAACUGUCUCCCCUGGGGGCACUGCUACUCGGGGGCCCCCUGUAAGACAAGCAAUUAUCUUUGUGGUUGGUGGGGGUUCUUAUGUGGAGGCCGCAGCAGUGCGAGAGCUUGCUGCUAAGACACAGAAACAGCUUAUUUUCGGCUCCACCGAAUUCGUCACCCCAAGCGAGUUCCUUAAAGAGUUGACGCAGCUGGGGCACGCAUAA